AGUCCGCUGGGAACAUAAAUACUUUUGCUCUCACUGCACAUGUUAGAGGUCUCCCGUCCUUGUUCAUACAAACCACUGCCAAAGAUCUCCUUCAACCAAAGCCUUUCCAAUCGUUUUUUUCCCUCUGCAACUCUUUUUCUGAUUCAUGAUAUUGUUAGAUAAAGCUUGCAAAAGUAGUUUAAUGUUGGUUUUAUAGAUCCACCCACCACCCUGCUGGAUUGUUAAAACUCCCAAAAGCAUUUUUCAGUUGAUCAAUUCUCUUCGAUCGCUUGCUUGUUGGAAUAAUCAGGUCAAUUGGUAUUGCUAUAUCAAUCAUCAAAGAAACGUAGCUUCACAGCUUUCAUCAGAAAAUGGUGAUUACGGAAUCUGAGAUUGGCGAGGUUGAGUCAUCGUUGCAGGUGGAUCAGCAGCAGAAGAACCACCCUUUCUCGUCCCUUGGAAGACAAUCCUCAAUCUAUUCCCUCACUCUUGAUGAGUUCCAGCACACGGUAUGUGAGGAUGGGAAGAACUUCGGGUCCAUGAACAUGGACGAGUUCAUUACCAGCAUCUGGAACGCUGAAGAAAACCAAGCUAUCAACUCCAACAUUUACAAUCAGCAGAGCAACUGUGCAAAUAAACAAGUUAGCAGCUAUGUUCAUUUGUCGUUGAAUGAAACAACAAGCAAUAACGGCAUAGCUAAGCAGCCUAGCCUGCCAAGGCAAGGCUCGCUUACGCUUCCUGCACCUCUUUGUAGGAAGACUGUUGAUGAAGUUUGGUCUGAGAUGCAUCAAGGGCAGCAAGGACAAGGACAGAGCAACAAUAGCAAUGUAGAGAAUGCUGAGAAUGGAACCCGGCAGCCAACUUUUGGGGAGAUGACCUUGGAGGAUUUCUUGAUUAAGGCAGGGGUAAGGGAACAAUGCAUGCUACCAGCACCGCCUCCGCAGCACCAACCGCAAUAUGGGUUGUAUCAGAGUGGCAAUAACGCUGCGGGGGGUCCAGGUUUUGUUUCCAGGCCCAUUAUGGGAGUGGAUAGCAAAGGUGGCUUUGGUGGGAGUGCAUACCAGACAAUGCCUCCAGGUGGAGUCAUCGGUGAUUCAUCUGGGUAUGUUAAUGAUUGUAAAAGGGGUAGUGGCUAUCAGCCAACUGCUCCGCCACCAACGACAGUUUGUUACAGUGGGAAGGUAGCUGCUGCUGGUGCCUAUGUACGUGGACAGGCAAUGGGAGUGGUGUCACCAAUGAGUCCAGUAUCAUCAGAAGGGAUGUGUAACAGUCAAGUUGAUAAUGCUGCUAAUCAUUUUGGGAUGGAUAUGGGCGGACUAAGGGGAAGGAAAAGGAUCAUUGAGGGUCCAAUAGAGAAGGUAGUUGAGAGAAGGCAACGCAGGAUGAUUAAGAAUAGGGAGUCAGCUGCAAGGUCUAGAGCUAGAAAACAGGCAUAUACAGUCGAGCUAGAAGCAGAAUUGGACCAAUUGAAACAAGAGAAUGCCCAUCUUAAGCAGGCUCUGGAAGAACUCGACAGGAAAAGGAAGCAACAGUACUUUGAGGAAAGGAAAAUGAUAACACAAACCGAAGCCCAAAAAGCUAAAGAGAAACUAAGAAUAAUAAGAAGAAAUCUGAGUUGCCCAUUGUAAAGCAAAAGGGGGUGAAUUAGGCAUUGGCGAUGGAAGCUCCAGGACCAAUGACCUAAAAGCUAGAGAGGAGAACAGUCUGAAAUGAAGAAAAUUUGAGCACCACAAAUCUGAAGGGCAUCUAAGAGAAGGAAGACUAUCCGAAAUUCUUAUAAAUAAUCAAAUUCUGAAGUCUAAAUAUGCUUUUAGUGUUACACAGGUCUGUAUCUCAGACAUAGGUAUGUCAUUAAUUGUUUUGGUAUAUCUCAGUCUCCUUUAUAAAAUUUGGCCCUCAGUUUUCCGAGGGUGGUAAAUUAUUUAAUAAUUAUGAUUUCCAUGUGUUAUCAUUGAA
Molecule: messenger RNA, 1935 nt
Organism: Theobroma cacao (cacao)
Lineage: Eukaryota; Viridiplantae; Streptophyta; Magnoliopsida; Malvales; Malvaceae
Gene: ABI5
Product: Basic-leucine zipper (bZIP) transcription factor family protein
Biological process (GO): positive regulation of DNA-templated transcription
Cellular component (GO): nucleus
Molecular function (GO): DNA-binding transcription factor activity
Source: RefSeq, a predicted model, not a curated record